AACACACGGUGUCCAAACAGAGGACGAGCGAGACGCGAAUCGCGUCGUCGUCAUCUUCAUUACUCUUUCAUUAUAUUUAAGCUGCGCUAUAACGGAACCCUCUUCUAAUCAAUCUUGUAGAUUUGAAAAUCAGUUACCGGUCAGUCUUGCAGGGGAGUACACGAAUCCACAAUAGCUUCUAAUCAAUCUCUUAUUAAGUAAAGUCAAAUCUGUUAUCAAUAAGUGUAGUGAGGAAGAAAUAACGCCACCGCAAUAACAAUGCUGCGACUGCUGAAUCCACGUUUCGGAAGUCAGCUCCGGGUGAGAAUCACUUCCGCAAAGCUUACAGGCGCCGUCGUGAAUCAGUGUGAGGCAGCCUACAGCACUCAGGCGGGAUACGAGCGAAACAUCGUCGAGUCAAAGUACGGACCGGUGGACAUUCCAAAGAUUUGCCUGACGGACUACAUUUUCAAAGGAUACGAGCAAACGGCCGAUAAGCCAGCAGUUACGUGUGGAUCUAGCAAGCGUGGCUACAAUUACGGCAUGAUCUACGAGAUGACCAAGCGAAUGGCGCGCGCUUUGCUGUCGCAAAAAGGUUGCGCCAUGCGCGAAAAGGAAGUAGUUGGGAUACUGCUUCCAAAUAUUCCCGAGUUCGUCCCUGCCAUACACGGAAGUUUAAUGGCAGGGUUGACGACCACCUUCGCCAAUCCACUUUACACACCAGAGGAAAUCUGCCGACAGUUCGACAUUGCCGGUGUGCGCUUAGUCAUUACACUGCCUGUGCUGUUACCGGUAGCACAAAUCUACAAAAGCAAAGCCAAGAAAUACCGAGGAACGAUCAGUAUUGGCGGACGGCACAAUGUCGGUGAAAACAUAUUCGGCUUCGAGGAGUUACUACGUGAAGACCAUAGCGUUGAUCUGCCGGUAGUCGAUCCCGAAGAUACGGCCAUUUUGCCGUUUUCAUCUGGGACCACUGGGAUGCCCAAAGGAGUCGAGCUGAGCCACAAUAAUCUGGUGGCAAACCUGGCCCAGGGGUCACAUCCGGAAAUGAACAAGUACAAUAGGCCGGAGUUUGCUGGCUACACCGAAACCAUACUGACAAUUCCACCAUUUUUCCACAUUUAUGGCUUCAAUGGUAUUCUUAACUCGUGCCUCAAAAGUAGAAAUCAUCUAGUGUCAAUUCCAAGGUUCAUCCCCGAAGACUACAUUCAAUGUUUGGUGGAAUUCCGGCCUAAGUUUCUAUUCGUGGUCCCCUCGUUGAUGCUCUUCUUGGCCACCCAUCCGAAGGUAACCGAGGAUCACCUGUCGAGUGUUGAUGCCGUUCUCGUGGGCGCGGCUGCCGCUCCCCUCCAGCUUCAGGAUAAAUUCAAACAGAAAUGCGGAAAAGACGUGGACAUCACGCAAGGAUACGGUAUGACGGAAAGCUCCCCGGUCACGCUGUGCACUCCCUACAAGUACGACCUGUCCAAGGUGGGAACGUGUGGCCAGUUGUACCCGAACACGCAAGCCAAAGUAGUGUCCCUGACGGAUGGUAGCAAUUUGGGGGCACACCAGCCGGGAGAAUUGUACAUCCGUGGUCCGCAGGUUAUGAAGGGCUAUCUGAACAACGAACAGGCUACGAGGGAAACGGUCGACUCGGACGGAUGGCUGCACACUGGGGACGUAGCGUACUACGACCAGGACGGGUACUUCUUCAUUGUAGAUCGCACAAAGGAACUGAUCAAGGUCAAAGGAAAUCAGGUUUCACCCACGGAACUAGAGAAUCUAAUUCUAGAGCUGCCGGAAGUUUCCGAUGUGGCCGUGGCCGGAAUUGCGGACGAAACGGCGGGCGAACUCCCGAAGGCCUAUGUGGUUCUGAAGCAAGGACAAUGCCUCAAGGAACAGUCAAUUAUGGACCACGUGAAGGAACGGGUGGUCAAGUACAAACAGCUGGCCGGUGGGGUGAUGUUCGUUAAGGAAAUUCCCCGAAAUGCCGGAGGAAAGGUACUUCGGCAUCAGCUGCAUUUGUUGGGUGCGCAACUUGAUGAUUAGAGGAGUAAAGUGGUGAUAUGAAACUUAGUUUUUUUAUAUGGGAUAUUGUGCUUUUACUUUUGUUAGCCCAAAGUAUAUCAUAAUUGUUUAGGUAAAAGUUUUUCCCUUAAAAUGUUCCACUAUAUAUUAUAUGUAAUUUUGAGUCAAAUAUAUCUGAAUAGAUUUUCAAAA
Molecule: messenger RNA, 2181 nt
Organism: Aedes aegypti (yellow fever mosquito)
Lineage: Eukaryota; Metazoa; Arthropoda; Insecta; Diptera; Culicidae
Product: probable 4-coumarate--CoA ligase 1
Exons: 6
Coding region: 259-2010 (583 amino acids)
Biological process (GO): long-chain fatty acid metabolic process; fatty-acyl-CoA biosynthetic process
Molecular function (GO): long-chain fatty acid-CoA ligase activity
Source: RefSeq, a predicted model, not a curated record